CGUUUCCCCGCAGCCAUGGUGGCCAGGCCGCUGCAGGAGCUGCAGGAGCUGGAGGAGCUGAGCGCCGAGCUGGGCAAGCUGAUGCUGUCGGAGCGCGCCGCCGCCCUCCUGCGGCAGGGCCUGGAACUGCAGGCGAGGGGCGACAGCGGGGUCCUGGCGGCGCAGGCCGGGGCCACCCGCAUGGACACAGAGCUGCGGGCAGCCGAGCAGGCGGUGGCGCAGGCGCUGCUUGGGCGCGAGGCCGCGGUGCAGAGGGGGCGGCAGCGGCUGCGGGAGCUGCAGGAGGAGCUGCGGAGGCAGCGGGAGGCGCUCGACGGCAUCAGGGACGGCAACGGUGCCCUGAGCCGGGAGCUGCGGGAGCUGCGGGGCCGGAGGCGGGAGCGGGAGGAGGAGGAGGAGAAGGAGGAGGAGGGGCUCCGGUGCACGCAGUACCUCCUCCACCUCUACCACAAGCUCAGCCGCAUCUCCUGGGACAGCGAGGCCAAGCCCUGGCACGUUAAAGGCAUUCACUUCGGCCCUGCCAUUGCCCAGCCCCUGGACCUCGAUGGGCGGCUCCACUCCCACUGCUUCAUCACUGACUACCUCUGGAGCCUGGUCCCCAGCCAGUGGUGA
This is a messenger RNA of Neopsephotus bourkii (Bourke's parrot), 612 nucleotides long. It is a transcript of the gene SPC24, whose product is annotated as SPC24 component of NDC80 kinetochore complex. The transcript is spliced from 5 exons. The record is from RefSeq and is a predicted model, not a curated record. Lineage: Eukaryota; Metazoa; Chordata; Aves; Psittaciformes; Psittacidae. The coding region runs from base 16 to 612 and encodes 198 amino acids.